Salmo salar (Atlantic salmon) is the source of this 3190-nucleotide messenger RNA. NCBI's taxonomy places the organism in Eukaryota, Metazoa, Chordata, Actinopteri, Salmoniformes, Salmonidae. The record is from RefSeq and is a predicted model, not a curated record.
AGCUUUUCCACAAACUGGACGUUGCGUGGAGAGACAAGUAUUUGUGGGGCACAACCUAAGAGGGGAGUCGCUUUAUGUGAUCAACCCGUCGUUUACAAGCCAAUUAUAUGCGAAUUUGACGACGCUCACAUUUCAUUUUUUUUGUUCGCCAGUCAUCACUCUAGAUCGAUAGACGGAAUGCCCAUGUGUCCAGAUGCUGACAGACUUGGGAGGGGCUGUUUUGGAUGACACACAGUGAAAUAACAGAAAGCUAUUUCCUGAGAAUAUCAUCUACUCAACCUAGGGAUUCAGAACACAAUGACCAAACCUGACUCGAAGAGGAGCAGCAUGGCUCUUGUCACUGGCAGACCUGCCAAUGCUGCGGAGGAGCAGGUCAAUAAUGGCUCAUCUGACCCUUCAGUGUCCGGUUCUCCCCACCACGCAGUGACCCCGGCGACUCCAACCAAACACAAAUCUGCUAAACAAGUCUCCCGAGACAACCUUUCUAGACGAAACACGGAGUCUGAAGUAUUCGACGACGGAACCAACACCUUUUUCUGGAGAGCACAUACAGUCACUGUGCUUUUCAUUCUCACAUGCGUGUUGGUCUAUGUCACUCUGUUGGAGGAGACACCCCAGGAUACAACGUACAACACUAAAAGAGGGAUUGUGGCCAGCAUCCUAGUGUUCCUCUGCUUUGGAGUGACACAAGCCAAAGAUGGCCCAUUCACCAGACCACAUCCAGCAUACUGGCGCUUCUGGCUAUGUGUCUCCGUUGUCUACGAGUUAUUCCUUAUCUUUGUGCUGUUCCAGACGGUCCGUGAUGGGAGACAGUUUAUGAAGUACAUUGACCCCAAACUGGGGGUAGCCCUGCCGGAGAGGGACUAUGGCGGCAACUGCCUCAUAUACGACCCGGGGAACACCACCGACCCCUGGCAUAACAUCUGGGACAAGAUGGAUGGCUUUGUCCCCGCUCACUUUCUUGGCUGGUAUAUUAAGACACUUGUGAUCAGAGACUGGUGGAUGUGUAUGAUCAUCAGCGUGAUGUUUGAGUUCCUGGAGUACAGUCUGGAGCACCAGCUCCCCAACUUCUCUGAGUGCUGGUGGGACCAUUGGAUAAUGGAUGUGCUGGUGUGUAAUGGCCUGGGGAUCUACGCUGGGAUGAAGACCUUAGGCUGGCUGUCUAUGAAGCCCUACCAGUGGCAGGGACUGUGGAACAUCCCCACAUACAAGGGGAAGAUCAAGCGCAUGGCCUUCCAGUUCACACCCUACAGCUGGGUCAAGUUUGAGUGGAAGCCUGCCUCCAACCUACGCAGGUGGCUGGCUGUCCUGGGAAUCAUCUUCAUGUUCCUGCUGGCGGAGCUGAACACCUUCUACCUGAAGUUUGUGCUGUGGAUGCCUCCGGAGCACUACCUGGUGUUGCUUCGCCUCGUCUUCUUUGUCAACGUGGGCGGAGUGGCCAUGAGGGAGAUCUACGACUUCAUGGAUGACCCGAAGUUCUAUAGGAAGCUGGGGCAGCAGGCGUGGCUGGUGGCAGCCAUCACAGUGACCGAGUUCCUCAUCGUGGUCAAAUACGACCCCAGGACCAUCAUGCUGCCCAUCCCCUUCUUCGUCACCCAAUGCUGGUUCCUGGGCAUCGUCCUCAUCCUCAGCUGGACAUUGUGGCGCUUCUUCAUCCGUGACAUCACUCUCCGCUACAAAGACGCUCGCCGACGGAAGCAGGAGGUUACAGGGGACUGCGGCCGUCCCCAUGGCAAUGGUGGCACGGCAACCCCGUCGGGACGCAGCAAACUCAACGGCAUCUCCGAGUCACUCCGACACAGGAAGUCCUGAGAGGCGGAGCCUGCCGCUGCGCCGCUGGUAGGGGGUGGGGAAAGGGACAAAAAAAAGAGCCGCAAAGCGCUGCAGCGCCAUACACAUGUAGGUCACCUGGAUCACAAGUGUAGAGGUGUUAGGGGAGGUGUGUCUGGGGGAAGGGGGAUGUUGUUCUUGUGCCUACCUGAACAGUGUCAUAGUCAUUCCUGUGCUGGCUUUUCACUGUUAACACUAAUCACAGAACAAAACACUGAACAGGGAUUUGGGGUUGUGGUGUCAGCUAGCUAUCCCAUACUACAGGGAUUUACCUCAUGUACGUUUAUUGUGUAAUCGUGCUGGGAACUUUACGGGGACGAUUUAUUAUUCUGUUAUGUGUUGAAAUUUAAUUGGGUCAAAUAUUAUAAAAAAAUAUUUUAAUUUUUUGCAAAACUGGGAUCACAAAGGGUAUUGGGUUGGGACAGAUGAUAGAUUUUGUUUUCACCAUGGCAGAAUUAUGUUAACUUAAAUGUAAUCAGGAUGAAGCAAUGGUUGGGAGGGAGAGGAACCGAACCCCCAAGGGGCCAGCAGACAUGCUUACUUACAAGCUAAAUAACAGCCAAAGCUUUGAACUCGUCCCUGCUAAAGCAGGGUUUCCCAAACUCGGACCUGGGACCCCCCUGGGUGCAUGUUUAGUUUUUCCCACUAACACUACACAGCUGACUCAAAUGAUCACAGCUUGAUGAUGAGUUAUUUGAAUCAGCUGUGUAGUGCUAUGGCAAAAACAAAUCGGGAGGCGCACCAGGAUCGAGUUUGGGAUCCCUAUGCUAAACCAUUUGGGCUGUGCCACUCAACCUGCGCUAGGGCAAUUAAGUUUACAAAGUCCCAAUGCCGUGGAGGUCCAAUGCAAUCGUUAUAUCCUAGCAACAUGUGGUAAUGAUGGCUGUAAAAUGACAGAUGAUGGUUUUCAAACCAAAUUGGAUGCAAAGGAGGGAUGCAAAGCCGGCCAAAAAAAGCUUUAAAUACAGAAUGAACAUCUGUGCAAUUGUAAAUAUGCUUAAAGAAUGCAGGGCACGCAUAGCCACCGGAGAAAUGUUACCCACGUCUGACACCUGUUUUUAAUAGGCUCUUUAACGUCUUAGUUCAUCACACUGGCGUCAUUCAUGGGAAAUGCGUCUCAGAAUAGCCAAAAGCCAGGUAACAAUUAGUGUGGGCUUUGAAGUUGAAGUGGUAGCUACAGUAUUACAUAACCCUUUGCCCCUCACUGCACUGUUCAUCAUGGGCGAAUAUCAAGCCUAGAUGACAUGACGGGACUUCUUUUGCGUUGAAGAGUUGUCCACAUUGUGGAUGUUGGCUACAGACUUAAUCCACUUGUGUUGGUGAUCACCCUCCCAAUAAAUAAGGGAGAAGAAAAGCACAU